UGACUCUCGCCGUUUCCACGGAUCAGUCAGGGUUUGUUCAGAGUUACAUCUGCAGCUGAUAACAUCGUCAUCCGACUGGAGAGCUUUGAGAAAGGUCUCAAGACAAUGAUGGAGCUAAUGACUGCGACACCUUUCUAUCACAUAAAUACAACAGAUAUCACUGGAAAAAAUGGCUCUUUGUAUGAUGAUGAUGAGUAUGACUACAAGGAUGAACAUGCUGAGCUGCGACAGUCUCUCAACAUCAUGUCUGUCGUUAUCUACUGCCUGGCUUUCGUUCUGGGUGUGCUCGGAAAUGGAGUGGUUAUCUGGGUGACUGGGUUCAAGAUGAAGAAAACAGUGAACACAGUUUGGUUCCUCAAUCUUGCUGUGGCUGACUUCCUCUUCACAGCAUUCCUUCCUUUGAGUGUUACAUACACAGCCAUGGAUUUCCACUGGCCUUUCGGCAAGUUCAUGUGCAAACUGAACAGCACCAUAAGCUUCCUGAACAUGUUUGCCAGUGUCUACAUUCUGGUAGUGAUCAGCGUGGACAGAUGUGUGUCUGUCGUGUGGCCCGUCUGGGCCCAGAACCACCGAAGUGUACGCAAAGCAUCCUGUGUGAGUCUGGGUGUUUGGGUACUGGCUCUGAUUCUCAGCACUCCAUACUUCAUCUUCAGGGACACUGGGCCAUCAUAUAACAAUGAAGACAUCAUCAACUGCUUCAACAACUUUGCCUUUUCUGAUGACUACGAAACACCGUCUGUGAAUCAGUUGCGACAGUUUCGUCAUCAGGCCAUGACCAUCACCCGUUUCCUCCUGGGUUUUGUUGUCCCCUUCACUGUCAUUGUCUCCUGUUAUGCUGUGAUAAUCCAUCGUCUCAGGAGGAACCGCACCCUGGCCAGCCAUUCAAGUCGCCCCUUUAAGAUCAUCGCUGCCGUUAUCACCACUUUUUUCCUGUGCUGGGCUCCUUAUCACAUCAUGGCUCUAAUCGAGUUGGUGAAUCACAUGGCUAGUCCUGCAAGUGAAAUAUUAGACCAUGUCACCACUAUCGGGGUCCCUAUAGCCACCAGCCUGGCCUUUCUCAACAGUUGUCUGAAUCCACUGCUGUAUGUGUUCAUGGGCCAAGAUUUCAAGGAUAAAGUUCGUAAAUCCAUCCUGAAUGUACUGGAGACUGCUUUCCAGGAGGAGGUUUCUCGUUCAUAUACCUAUACAAACUCAAUGGUCACCAGUCGGAGCAAAGAGAAAUCAGUAUCUGAUGCUGAGGUAUAAGGCUGUCCAUGAUAUCAAUAAAUACUGUAAUUGUACAUAGCAAAUAUAAUUGUAUAUACCAAAUAGCUUUUUUUGUUUUGUUGUUUUUAAUGCAAUGGCCCCUAAGGCAAUCUCUAUAUAUUAUAUAAGUUGUGGAUGAAUUUUUGAUACAUUUGUAGGCCUAAGCAUUUUGAAAUGAUGGAAAGGUAAAAUGUUUUUAAUGCUAUACCAAGUGGCUACAUGUAUCUUAAGAAUGGCGCUUCUUUGACCCACAGCAGUGCCUAGGAUAUUGUUUGUAAUAUGCAGUUUUUUGACACAGGAAACCAGUCAUAAUUUCAAUAUAGUUAUUACAUCAGUUUAUUCAAUUUAAUUCAAUUCAAUUCAAUUCAAUUCAAUUCAAUUUAAUACUUUAUUUCCAUUUCAACAAGUUGAUUGGAAUUUGGUGCAGUGCAGCUCAAAUACAAUACAGUUCAUGCAUACACAUAUAAUUUCUUCCAAACCCAAGAAUGAUAAAAAAAAGUACACAAAUAAAAGGUAAAAGGGAAUAGGAAAAAAGAAAAAAACAGAUUAAAACGGACAGCUGUGUGGUGUGAAUAUAAAGUGCACAGUGCAUAGCAGCUUAACCAUAGUCAUAGGCAUAAAGACAUAAAGUGCACAGUGCAUAGCAGCCUAACCAUAGUCAUAGACAUUAAGACAUAAAGUGCACAGCACAUAGCAGCCUGACCAUAAACAUAGGAUUCCACGGAAUGCAGAAAAAUGCAAGAGCAAAAUAAAGUGCAUAUUACACUUUAAAUGGAGGCCCCUGAAUAGAGGGGGUCACAGGAUCAUUGAGAGUUCAGUAUAUGAAUUUCAGCAGGAUAUGCACUGUUUUUACUGGUUUUGGUACCAAUGGACCACCAUCUUCUCUCUGAUGGGAGUAAGUUAAAAAGACAAUUUGCUGGGUGAGAGGGGUCAGAGGACACUUUGGGGGCCGUGUGUUGGAUACAGGAGUAAAAGAUGGAGGACACUGAGGGGGGAUUGCAGCCAAUUAACCUGGUUGCUGUAUGCACUAUCCUCUCCAACUGUGCUCUGUCCUGUGCCGUUGUAUUCCCAUACCAAACAGUGAGAGAGAAUGUUAAACCGCUCUCCACUGCUGCCUUAUAGAAGAGCCUCAUGGCCCCUUGAGAAACCGUGAACUUCACAUUUCAUGAUUAUAGUGUCCGUAUUAAUUUUUUGAGUUUGAGAUUGUUGUGCCCAAGAAUUUAAAGUUCUCCACCCUUUCAACUACUUGCCCAUUAAUCUCCAGAGGCUUGAGCUUGUUCUCAUUUUUCUGAAAGUCUAUAACCAUCUCUUUGGUUUUACUUAUGUUUAGCUCAAGAUUGUUCUCAGAGCACCAUUUGACAAGGGCCACUCGUGUUCCACUACAUAAAAAGUCCAAUAUCUAGUGACAUAGGCCUUGGUUCACCCCUGUCAUGAGUAACUUGUCAGACAGCUUCCUGGAAAGGAUUGUGUUGAAGGCUGCACUGUAGUCCACAAACAAGACCCGGGCAUAGGUAGCAGGGCCUUCAAGAUUUUGUAGUAUGGAAUGAAGGCAUAGGGAAACAGCAUCAUCUACUGACCAAUUUGCCCUGUAAACAAACUGGUGUGGGUCUAGAUCUACGUUAGAGAGAUUUCUACAGACCAGCCUCUCAAACACCUUCAUUAUGACUGAUAUUAAUGCCUCUGGAAUGUAGUCAUUCAACCACUCACACUGGGUUUCUUAGGAACUGGUACUAUCACCGCAGACAUAAAACAAGAUGGAACUUUGCAGGCUGUGAGAGACCAGUUUAAGAUGUCUGUAAAGACAGGGUCUAAUUGGUAAGAACAGUACUUCAGGGUGGCUGAUGACACCUGGUCCAGCCCAGCAGCUUUCCUACAAUUUUGUUUAUGUAGCAGGGACCUCACCCUAUGCUCCUUGAUAAUGAAGGGUGGGUCAGUAAGAUCUGUAACUGUGGAGAUACUCUGUAGGCUAGCAGAUUUUGAGUCGAACCUGCAGUAAAAUUCAUUCAGUUGGUCUGGGAGGUUGGAAUCCUCAUCUUGAAUGAUGUGUUUUGCUUUGCGGAUAGUAAUCUGUUCUAAUCCCUGCCAAACCACUCUACUGUCAUUGCUAUUUAGCUUUUACUCCAGUUUGGCACUAUAUUCAGAUUUACUUUUCUUUACUGCUUUUUCUAGCUCAUACCUGGAUAUUUUGUACAGCUCUUUAUCUCUGGACUUAAACGUGUCAUUUUUCGUAACCCACAGAGAUUUAACAUUUUUGCUGAACCAUGGCUUAUUGUUACUGAAGACAGUCACAGAUUUUGGUUAAAUUUGUGCAAUACAGGCUACAAAAAAUAAGGUUUUGUUGACAAAGGGAACUGUGAUUUCUCAUAUAUGCUACAGAUGUUAAUUACUAUGCUCCUGCCUCUAUGUGACAGCAAAGAAACUGUAAUAAUGGCAGUUUACAAAAUAGCAUCAUGCCUAUCUUGCCAUAGCAUAUAGUGGGCUGUAAACAAACAGAUUUUAAUUAAUAGAAUCUAUAGUGUUAAAUAGUAUUGCUGAACCACUGCACCGAUAGUCUAAUUGCAAGUUAAUUUCCUCAGCAAAGUCACCAUCACACACAACCACUUAGCUUCCCCCUCACACCCAACUCAACCCAGCCACUGAUCCCAUUCCCAUUAUUUGGGGUGCAUACUAAUUGAAAGUGAAGUGGACAAUUACACUAUCUAGUUAUGCAGGUUUAGUAUAACUUAUUUUCUUCUGUGGUAAUUUUUGCAAAGUAAAUCACCAUGAAAUGUCUAUUUCUAACAGCCACAUUUGCCAUUGAUCAUUUUUGCCACUUGUCAUGUGAACUGAAUUUUGACUGCUGCAUAUGUACUGCAUACUUUGUUAAACAGUUGAAUUGAAAACAGUUAAAUUGUUAUUCAGCAUAAUAACAGGAUAAUGUACAUGUAAUAAAUACAUAUUAUAGUUAGUAUGUAGUUAUUAUCCUUAAAGUAACAGUUGCAUGGCAUACUAAGCUUAGUUCGAUCUUUUCAUCCUUGUUUGUUUGGUUUUUUGGGGGGGUGGGGAGUGGUAUGUCUUUUACCCCCACCCUCAGUACAUGCAUUUUCUGCCAUAAUCUGAGUAAUGUAAUUAUUUUCAUAAUUGGUUUAUCAAAUGCUUUUUGUUUUUCCUUGAUUCAUCAAUUAUUUGUUUAGUCUAUAAAAACGUGUGGAAAUUAUGGUGGCCCAGAGGUGCAAAACACAUUACUGUAACAAAUCAGAAAACAAAACAACAAAAUUUAAGAAAAUUGAACAUUUCAGAGAACACAUUUACAAAACUGAAAACACAACAACAUUGUUUUAGACUGGACAGAAGCCAAGUCAAUUCAGUUUCAGUUCUUAAAAAAUCAAGGUCUCUCUUGACAGAAGGACAAUGUCAUUUGCUGUUUCCUGAAACUUGCUUCAUAAUUCUGCAGUGUCAAAGCACAAAUCGUAUGAAUAGGUUGAAAAAAUGGAAGAAGAGAUUGAAUGAGUGUUCAUAUAAAAUAGUAAAAUAUAUAAAAUGUCCCUUCGCACUCAGAAAACACACUUAAAAGUAGUAGAAAUGACAAGAUGGAGACAAGACUACGGUAUUUAGUUCUGCAUAGUAACUAAUGACCAAACCUUGAUUUUCUGUCCAAUAAAACAACAUUUCUGUUUUGUAAAA
This is a messenger RNA of Thunnus maccoyii (southern bluefin tuna), 4908 nucleotides long. Its product is annotated as chemokine-like receptor 1. Gene Ontology annotation, cellular component: plasma membrane. Gene Ontology annotation, biological process: complement receptor mediated signaling pathway; positive regulation of cytosolic calcium ion concentration; phospholipase C-activating G protein-coupled receptor signaling pathway. The transcript is spliced from 2 exons. Gene Ontology annotation, molecular function: complement receptor activity; G protein-coupled receptor activity. The record is from RefSeq and is a predicted model, not a curated record. The coding region runs from base 106 to 1245 and encodes 379 amino acids. Lineage: Eukaryota; Metazoa; Chordata; Actinopteri; Scombriformes; Scombridae.